Molecule: messenger RNA, 7546 nt
Organism: Klebsormidium nitens
Lineage: Eukaryota; Viridiplantae; Streptophyta; Klebsormidiophyceae; Klebsormidiales; Klebsormidiaceae
Source: the annotation of a GenBank genome assembly
CAAAUGUCAAAGCUCAUUCAUUGUUGAUCAGAGAUCUCCUGACAUCAGGAAUCAGGAUGAGAUUCAGAACCAGACGGUGCAUCCUUGCAGACAUCCUGCAGAGCUUGUUUUGUGGCACCAUACCGUAAUCUUAGAUCUAGGGAGAUUUCUUGGUGGCGCUUCUCCUAAAGAGAAACUCGAUACCUAGCUGAAUCCAUCAGUUCGUUGAUUCCUAGCGGGAGGCUUGUUUUCCAUAAGAUCUAUCAUUCCCUGCUGGUGUCACGCAAUUUAGCCUGGAUGCCCGUUUGAAAUUCCUGAACCAUGGCGCAGGAAGGUCGAAAAGGGCCAAUGGAGCAAGACCAGAACCUCCCGCCCACGCCGCUGUCCAGAAAGCAACAGCUCGAGCAAUGGCAGGCACAGAAGCGCAUGAGCGUGGAGUCGAGCAAGAUCAUGAAGGGGACACCUGUGAAGGAGACCCCCACUUCUGUGAGAUUGGCCGUUACUCCUUUAGCAAGAGCCUCCCAACCUUUCAUUACCCCCAGCACAUCAAAAGCCGCACCGAGUGGGGCUCCUUUGGGCAACAACCCAGCACUUGUCAACUCAGAAGCAAACACGCCGCAAGCAGACCGGACAGCCAAGUACCUCCACAACGCCUCAGCCAAGCCCGCAGGCAUCCUGUCCCCCGUCAAGAUGGGCUACCCCCAGCGGACGCCUUCUAAAGUUGGGACUCCAAAAGCUGCUCGAGUGCCGCUUCCCGCCCCAGUAGAGAGUUCCAGACCAGCCCGGGUGGCCCUGCCUCGAACCCCCCUGCCCAGCAACGGCUUUAAGUGCCCCCCAUCAUUUGAGCAGAAGAAGGCCAAGGAGUGGACGCCCUUCAAGGGAGUGAUGACCGGGCCGCUUGAAGCCAUUGCGGGGAGAGUGGCUGCCCUGAAGGGUUCGCUCACUCCUCAAGGGAAGGGGAAACAGGCAGGAGAAACCAGUGCCAAACCUGCAAGUGCUCUGGACAGUGAGGGAAGCCUUGGGGCAACUAGAGGUGUGGGGAAGGGCCAACUGCCGGCUAUGAAGAAUGAAGUAGAAGGAGUGGAUGUCGAGCAGGCGGCGCACUCAAGCUACUGGCUGGGGAGGAUCCGGGAGGCGGAGGUGCGGGGGGACCAUGGUUCCGUGAUCACUCUCUUUGAGCAGGCAGUGGAGUUCAACGCCCAGCCUGCGGUUGACCUUGUCAAAGCACUCCAGCAGUACCGAGCAAAGCACAUGGGGGGGCGCUCAACACAGCCUGAUUCCCAGCUGGAGACAGGACUGCCCAAGGGGCAAACUUUUGACACCCCCACCGCAACACUGUCUCAGAGGCAGGGGAGCCAACCAGGGGCGGAGGCACAGGGCUCCAAAGCAGAGGGUCCGGUCACGAGAACACCCGCACCAAACGUGCUCGACACUGCUUUACUGCCCGCUGUGGCUCCUGAAAAAGCCGUGGAUGGUUCUGGGCAGAUUGAGGAGACCGGGGACAAGCAGGUUGCCCAAGGAAAUGGAAGCAGGGACAGUGGUACAGGCGCCGUUGUUCAGAGAGCUGCUUCUCCGCCUCUUACAAUGGUAAUCGUGACACCUGUCAGUCCGUCUGAGAGGGAGCGGCAGGCGAAGGGGGGAGUCCAGCGGGAAGGCUCACCUCCAGCCCAGGAGAAGGGAGAAGAUUUCCAGUUCUACCUGACGCCCGUACGUCAGAGCCCAGCAAGCGCGACCCUCAUGGUAGAAGCAGCAGAAGGUCCAGAAGAAAUUGGUGUCGCCCAUCAGGAGCCGAACCCCGUCACUUCCAUCCCGACCGUCACUGCCCCGCGCUCGGACAAGCAAGAUGGGUCCACCAGCCCCGAGACCGAGACCGACAAAACGGACGAGCUCCCUCCCUUACCCCCCUUCUCGAACCCGAUCUACGCCUCCCCCCCAGGCGAGAGCAGCCCAACGACUCUGCUGCCGCAAAAUGGGCUUCCGCUAACCCAACCCCAAAACUCCGGUUUCCAAACCCCCACCUCCGGCCUCAAGAUUUCCAAAGCCUCCGGCCACCAAACCCCCAAAGCAUCUGCUCUCCAAACCCCCAAGGUCUCCGGUCUCCAGAUUCUCAAACCCUUCGGUCUCCAUACCCCCGAUUACUCUGCUCUCCAAACCCCCACCCCCUCGCGCCUCCAGACUCCUAAAGCUUCCGGGAGCCCGAUGUCCUUCCCAAGGUCGCAGUCCUCUCCCGAAACUCCCGAGGGACCCGACGCCGUCGACUUCAACCCAGCAGGGGGCUCCCCGCACACCCCCAGGACCCCCGCGUUCCGAGGUGCAGCGCCGGCCGCCGCUGACCUCAUGCUGACGCCAGCGGUGUCCCCGCUUGGGUGGCAGCCGGACGCGGGCGGGCAUGGGCCGCAGGAGCCGGGCUCGGGGCCGGGCCAGAGCACGCCAGCCGCGAUCCAAAUGCCGAGCGUCCAGCGGAGCGCGUCUCGCGUCACGCCUGACGUCAUCCGGACGCCCGGGCUCUCGCGGCGGCUCCUUUUGGACGGGGAGGAGCCGGCUCGCACGCCGAACCGGACGCCGCUUUCACGGUUUGCUCUCAAGUCGCCAAACGGAGGGGCGAGGCGGGUGCCGCUGUUUGGCGGAGCGGAAAAGCUGACACCGGCAAAGGUUCCGGCACCGGGGAGCACAGUUAGGGCCGCGGGUGGUGUCAAAGAGGUGGCGGAUGGGAGGCUGACACCAACAGUGCGGACUGAAGGGGGAGGCGUGAAUGGUGGCAACGCAGUAGCUUCAGAGAAGCUGACACCGGCGACAAAAGCGAAACCUGGUGCUGCAGUGGAACUUGCGGCUUGUGUCAACGCAAUGGCUACUGAGGCGGCCAGCGAGAAGUCGCAAGCCGAUUCUGAGGGCACUCUGACGUCACAUCUUGACCAAGUCACCGAGUUCCCAGUCGUGCUGAACGGCGGAAAGAGCCUCAAACCCUCGCCUUUGAAUCUUCCGGGGGCCGCUAAACCGGCAUCGUCGCCCAAGAAUGUUUCUGUUCCAAUGGCGCACAUGGCAGGAGUUGGGGCCGGUCAUCAAUCGGACUGUGCGGCUGACGCGAACCAGGGGGGCAAGAAUGGAGUUGAAGUUGACCCCCCGGAAGGGGAGCACUCUGCUCUGAAGGGUUUCGUCCGCAUGCUUGCGCACGUGGCGACUGAGACGGCUACUCAAAAGCGCUCAAAACAAAUCGGGGCGUUGCAAGCUCGGUACGAGGCCGUUCUGAAGGGCGACUUGGGGGCCGAGGAGAGAGGCCUUGUUCGGGGCACUGCAGGCGCGGGAAAGUCUUCACUCACAAAUUACCAAGCGCUUGUGGAGCCACGUGACACUCGCAACUGGCGCAAGGGGGACGUCCAUCACCAGGGCAGCGGGCACAAUGUUGAUCGCGUGGAGGAUGCUGUGGCAGACACCAUGCGCAGCCCGAAGAAAGGGGCCAGCGAGGUUGAGCGAUGGCUCAGGCGAGCCCGGGGGCAAGCGUCGCCGGUAACGCCAGCAGACAGAACGGGUCUGAACGUUACACCCGUGAGCCAGGUUCGUGGAGUGGACAAAACGGGCCUGGUGCCGGUAACGCCAGCAGACAGAACGGGUCCAAACGUUACACCCGCGAGCCAGGUUCGUGGAGUGGAGAGAACGGGCCUGGUGCCGGUUGAGGAGAACCAGACGGUGGUCGACUUUCCGGCUGUGGAAGACAACGGCGCAAGCCCUGAUGCCGCCAGAUCGACUGAGCCUGCGGCCGAUGUAGAUGCGGCGGGUGUGAAUACGUCCGGAAAGGGACCCAGCGCCGGUGUGAAGACGCCCCGUUUCGGUGUGCGUACGCUCAGAAACGGACGGAGCCCGAGGGAGACGGUGGGGCGCAGCCGGGGAGCCACCGAAACAGGGGGCGUGAACACGCCCGUACGAGGUGGGAAUCCGCUCGCGCAGGGUGUGAAUACGCCCAAGAGCGGGUCGAAGGGCACGCCGAUGCUGCGCCAGGAGAGGGCGCGGCUGCCGCACCUGGUCAUCGACAACAGCAAGAGGACACCGGUAACUGGGGGCCGCCCUGGCCGCGGUGGCAGGUUCAACAGCCUGGUGGAAACCCCCCCGAAUGCGCGCUCGUCUUCACAGCCCGAGAUUAUAACGCCAGGGGCCGCCACAGCCGAAGAGUGGGCCGCAGCAGCAGACCAGAUCCACCAGAAUCAGGUCGACCCCUCGGUUAGCCUUAACCCAGCCGCUUUCGGCUCUCCCGUGAGCCCGGUGAACGAGACCGGUUCGAGCCCCGAAACCCCUCCCCCUUCGGACACUUCCCCCGAGGUCUCCCCGAACCUUGCUCCGCUUCUCGAGAGGCUCAACCUGGUCUCACCACGUACCUGCGUUGGACUGAUCACACAUGGCGACCAAACCUUGUUGAGCGUCUCGAAAAGCACCCCAGCGCGCCAGCUGUCCUCGCGGUUCACGCCCAGCCGUCUGAGCCGGCCCGCAGCAAGCUCAAAUUCUCCCCCGGUGGAUACCCCCGAUCAGAGUAAGUCCACCGUCGCUAGAAUGGCGGGUGACCGGGGGCUGAACUCCGGGGGCAAGAUGCUGGGGAGCCCUGCGCAGCGGACGCCCGGUUUGCACGGGGGGCGGAGUGCCGGGAAGACCGGCACCCGGGAGCUGCGCCAACUGGCAGGGGCGCCAAAGCUGCUCGGCCAAGGCGCCGCAGCCGCCCCGGCCGCGACAACGAUUCUGUCGCCCGUGCGCGCGAGCAAGCACGACCGGGCGGCCCUCGGAGCGGACCGAUUCGUGCUGUCGCCGGUGCGGCGGUCCGGCCGGAAGCCGGUCGGGGAGGGGGCCACCAAGCAGACCAAGAGCGAAGUGGAGGAGCUGCUCGAGAUGACAGGUUACACUUACACGCCCAACAAGGCCCUCUCCGAGCCGACCAGCGCGCGCAAGACCCCCGCCGCCCGCCGGAUGGCGCAGCUCACCAGCGGAGGUAGCCCGCCGGAGCUCGCGGCGCUCGAGGACGCUGCCACGUGUCAGGACGAGGAAGACGCCACGUGGCAUCAUGUGGGUGCCGAAGAAGACGCUUAUGCUGGGGACGAGGGCAACGGGAUAGGGGGAGAUGUGAACGGGGACUUGGAAGUUGGUGGAACGGCAGAGAUUAAUGCAGAAGCACAGGAAGCGCUUGUUGGUAUGGAAAGCUUCAAGGGCGUCGGAAAGAAGGUCGGAAUCUAUGAUCUGGCGAGCAGCCACGGAGAAAGGCCAGGGCAAGACGAGCGCAUGCCAAGUGUGGCAGUGUCCGACGGGGCACCGGAAAAGAUGACGUCAGCGGAAGGUGCCCCAGUAGUGCUGGCUUUUGACACCCUGCCCAAGGAGACUGAGGCACUAAGUCAAGAAGAUGGUGUGAAUGCGGUCGGCGAUGUGGAGAGCUUGCUAGUGAGAGAGGGCGGGGUAGCUGUUCACACCAAGAGGACGACUCGGCGGUCGGCAGCUGCUACUGUGAAGGCGCCCAAAACGCAGUGGGUUGUUCGGGAGGGUUCGGCGGAGGGGUUAGCGGCAAACCCUCGGCGGAAAGCAUCUGAGCGGAAGUCGGUGGCUCUGGGAACGAGUUCCGCUGGGCAGACCAAGCGGAAAGACUCCGUUCGAGAGGAAACUGGACUUCUUGAAAACAGUGCUUCAGAGAGUGCGGGAGACAAGCUUACGAGGAGCGAGGUUGAUGUAACCGGAGGAGAGGGUUUGGCAGACGAAGGAGGGUUAACGACCGAGAGUUCCGGUGAGAGGGGGCUGCGUAGAGGCAAGGCGGGGAUAAAGACGGUUAGCUUUGCGGCCAGGGUCGAGGCGGGGGUCAGUGAUUCGUUUAAGUUGGCGGUUAGCGGGAAGGAUGUCGGGUUGCAGGCUCACAACGGGCAGGGUUUUAAGGAGAGGGUUACGAACGGAAGGGCUGGUAACCGCCGCAAGAGUUUGGGAGCCGGACUUUUGGCUGGACACGAAGUCGAGAAAGAGACCGGCGAUGUUGCUAGCGCCAACGGUGGUCAGGAACUAACCACCGAGGAAACCGGGGCCAAGCAGACUCGGAAGCAGGCUGGUGGCCGGAAGAGGGUUAGCUUUGCGGCUUCCCCUAACCCCAUUGGUGCGAGUGAGACCGCAGAAACGGAACGGCGUUCGAAGAGUAAGGCGGCGCAGGCAGCCGCACGAAGGCAGAGCGUGGGCGCCGGAGUUCUGCCCCCCGGAAACGCUGACGUCAGCGAGGAAGUGCCUGCAGUUCACGGGUCCGUGCCUGCUGUCGUCAGCGUAGUCGUUACGGCGACUGACGUGGCGGGUGCGCCAACUUCGCAGUCUGCAAGCGAGCAAGAAGUUGCUGGGAAUGGCGCGAGAUCUGGCGUCAAAAAGGCACGUGGGCGGCGCGCUGUUGGAAAGAAGGUUGCGGCUAGCGAAGGCGAGUCGCACGGCGCGCUUGCGGACGGAUCGAGUGAUGUUCUCCAGAGUGUGGAGCCUGCGACGGCCUCGGCGACCGGAGCAAAGGGCCGCCCUGCGAGGAGCAAAGGGGCGGUGUCUGAUGGGGCAGAAAAAGAGGGAGUGACGUCAGCAGGGAGGACACGUGGCAGCCGGGCGGGAGAGGGUGCGGAGUCUGCGGGAACAGGAGAGGAGAGUCCGCAGAAACGGGGCCGGGGGAGGAAGCGAGCGGUUGAGAAGGUUGAUGGGCCGGUGAACGGGCACGGGAAUGGGGAAGCUUUGCAGCCAGCGGCCAUAACCGGUGAGACUGUGGAAACCAUCGCGCGUCAGGUGCCGGUCGGUUCGAGCCGAACCGGGCGCAAAUCCACUGUACCGAGGUCUGAGGCCUCAGCAGCCCAGUCGGAAGCGGGCCCGGUCGGAAAGGCAGCGGUCGGGGGAGAACGCCGGGCACUUGCUGACAGCACUAAUUUCCAGGAAGGAAAGAAAGCGACUGGUACUCGGGGCCAGGGAGCGGUCAAGGGAAAAGCAAAUGAAGGGGCCGGGCCCGGAAAAAGUGUGACUACGGGCGAGAGUGUAAAGGAACCCGCUGACGUGGCGGUUGGAACGCGCAUCGAGGUAUGGUGGCCGGACGACAAGAGGUUUUAUGGCGGAAUUGUCACAGACUACAAGGCUCGCAACGGAAAGCACAAGGUUUGCUGGCUUGAGCUACCCUCGGUUUUCAUCUACAAUUUCCAGACCUUGUGGUUCUGUACGACGAUGGCGACUCAGAGGAGUUGCUUUUGUCAAGCGAGCUGUGGCGGCUGGAGAAAGGGCGCCCCGCAAGAGGGCGAGUUCUGGCUCGGGCAAAAUGAGCUUGCACCGAGCCGCCAGAUUGUCGGUCGAGGAGCUUUGGAGCACGUAGAGCUUAGAGGGACAGCGUAGACCAAAAGAACCUCUUCAGCAUAGGAUUUGUUCAGUCCUUGUCCGCCCGUCAGAUGCACAUCCACCUUUGUCUCUGGUCUCGGCCAAGUUCUUGUCGUAUCUGAUUGGGCACAGAUGAUCCUGCCGCCUUCUGAGUCGAUACAAAUUCAGCACGAUAUGCUUAAAGCACAUUAUCUGAGUGUUGUGUCCACGUGUCCUAUUAAUAUUUGUUGACGAU